This is a messenger RNA of Eruca vesicaria subsp. sativa (arugula), 540 nucleotides long. Lineage: Eukaryota; Viridiplantae; Streptophyta; Magnoliopsida; Brassicales; Brassicaceae. The record is from the annotation of a GenBank genome assembly.
AUGACCUUCAAAGACGUUACCUUGGAGCCUCAUGAAAGCGAGACGCUAAACUUAAAGCAGCACAAGAGUACGCAGCCUCCUCUGAGCUGCAUAUUCCUCGCACCCAAAGGAUUUGUGUCAGCUGUUAGUAAUAUGCGUUCGUUCGUCCCAGCCAUAUAUGAUAUUACCGUGGCUAUUCCAAAAACUUCUCCACCUCCAACGAUGCUAAGACUAUUCAAAGGAAAGCCUUCUGUGGUGCAUGUUCAUAUCAAGUGUCACUCGAUGAAAGACUUGCCUGAAUCAGAAGAAGAAAUUGCAGUGGUGCAGAGAUCAGUUAGGGUUGCUGAGGUAACACAAAAGCUUCAGACAAUGGAAACACUUGAUUUAGCAGAGAAUUAUUGCAGUCAGGUGGAAGGAACUGGUGUUGGGAAGUUUAGAAACAAGAGAUUAGUAAGUUUUAUUGGUUAUUGCGCAGAAGGCAACGAGAGAUUGUUGGUAGCAGAGUACAUGGUUAAUGAUACACUCUCCAAGUAUCUCUUUCACUGGGAAAUCAGCCGCUAA